UGCCCACCCCUCUUAGUUUUCCGCCUCCGACUUCCCUAAGGGCAUUUCCGGUUCCGGCUGCGGGCCGGUGAAGACAUGGCGGCGUCUGCGUCUGCAGCUGCAGGGGAGGAGGACUGGGUCCUUCCCUCUGAAGUUGAAGUGUUGGAGUCCAUCUAUCUGGAUGAACUACAGGUCAUUAAAGGAAAUGGCAGCCCCCAAGUCCUUACACAGUCACAUCUGCGUUUCUACUUGAUCCACCUGCAGAACUUCACCGUGGGAGAUCUACAUCACUUUGCAUCCUGCCACUGCAGAGGACCAGGAUUCACAUAUCCCCAUGAGGUGCCACAGAUCUCUAUCCGAAAUCCCCGAGGACUUUCAGAUGAACAGAUCCACACGAUCUUACAAGCGCUGGGCCAUGUGGCCAAGGCCGGGCUGGGCGCAGCCAUGCUCUAUGAACUCAUUGAGAAAGGGAAGGAAAUUCUCACAGAUAACAACAUCCCUCAUGGCCAGUGUGUCAUCUGCCUCUAUGGUUUCCAGGAGAAGGAGGCCUUUACCAAAACACCCUGUUACCACUACUUCCACUGCCACUGCCUUGCUCGGUACAUCCAGCACAUGGAGCAAGAGCUGAAGGCACAAGGACAGGAGCAGGAACAGGAACGGCAGCAUGCUGCAACCAAACAGAAGGAAGUCGGUGUGCAGUGUCCAGUGUGCAGAGAGCCCCUCGUUUAUGAUCUUGCCUCGCUGAAAGCAGCCCCUGAACCCCAACAGCCCAUGGAGCUGUACCAGCCCAGUGCAGAGAGCUUGCGCCAGCAAGAAGAACGCAAGCGGCUCUACCAGAGGCAGCAGGAACGGGGGGGAAUCAUUGACCUUGAGGCUGAGCGAAACCGUUACUUCAUCAGCCUUCAGCAGCCUCCUACCCCUGCGGAACCUGAGUCAGCUGUAGAUGUCUCCAAAGGAUCCCAACCACCCAGCACCCUUGCAGCAGAACUGUCCACCUCAUCAGCUGUCCAGUCCACCUUGCCAACUCCUCUGCCUGUGGCAACCCAGUACAUGUGUGAGAAGAUUCCAGGGGCUGGGUCAAAUCAGCAAAGGUUGGGCGAAACCCAGAAAGCUAUGCUAGAUCCCCCCAAGCCCAGUCGAGGUCCCUGGCGACAGCCCGAACGGAGGUACCCGAAGGGAGGGGAGUGCCACGCCCCUAAAGGUACCCGUGACACCCAGGAACUGCCACCUCCUGAGGGGCCCCUCAAGGAGCCCAUGGACCUAAAGCCAGAACCCCAUAGCCAAGGAGUUGAAGGUCCUCCACAAGAGAAGGGGCCUGGCAGCUGGCAGGGCCCCCCACCCCGCAGGACUCGGGACUGUGUUCGCUGGGAGCGCUCUAAAGGCCGGACACCGGGUUCUUCCUACCCCCGCCUGCCUCGGGGCCAGGGAGCAUACCGGCCUGGUACUCGGAGGGAGCCCCUGGGCCUGGAAUCUGAGGAUGGUUCCUAGCAGGACUUGUGGGGGACAGGGAAUUGGGCAUGGGAGGGGGGCAAUAAAGAUAUUUGGCCUUGUUUGGCUUUCUUUGCU
Messenger RNA from Cercocebus atys (sooty mangabey), 1545 nucleotides. RefSeq names its product ring finger protein 25 (gene RNF25). Gene Ontology annotation, molecular function: ubiquitin protein ligase activity; protein binding. Lineage: Eukaryota; Metazoa; Chordata; Mammalia; Primates; Cercopithecidae. Gene Ontology annotation, cellular component: nucleus. The record is from RefSeq and is a predicted model, not a curated record. Gene Ontology annotation, biological process: protein ubiquitination. The transcript has 10 exons. Bases 76 to 1467 code for a protein of 463 amino acids.